Salpingoeca rosetta is the source of this 1020-nucleotide messenger RNA. RefSeq lists its product as uncharacterized. Lineage: Eukaryota; Choanoflagellata; Craspedida; Salpingoecidae. The coding region runs from base 19 to 1020 and encodes 333 amino acids. The record is from RefSeq and is a predicted model, not a curated record. The transcript is spliced from 7 exons.
UGACCACUGCCAACAGCGAUGAUGAUGAUGAGGCAAACUGUGAAGCAAGUGUGCGCACGGCUGCAGGCAUCGCUUGGCGUCGACAUUCACGCAGAGCACCUGCGCGCAGCCAAGUACAACCGCCCAGACAGCGCCGCUGUGCUAUGGCUGAGCUUACAUGCAGCCAUGUGUCAAGUGGAGGGCGCCCCUGCUCCGCACUUGGAAUCCAUCUCUGACGACGGGAGGCUGGUGGUCAUGGGCUGGCUGUAUGAUCAAGGGGAGCUGUUGCUGGCGCUUGCCUGGCUGCUUUCAAAGCACGAGGCGCUACUGUUCCAUGACUUGACAAAGGCGAAGGCCACCUUGUACCGGUACCUGGUAAAACUUCCCUUGACGACGUCUGCAUUUGAUUGGCAGUCACGCGUCGGCCUCCAGCGUGGGAGCGCGUUGCAGCGGCUUGGAGACGACUUGCACAAGUACCACACAAGACAACAGCCAGCUACACAGGACGUGCGUAUUGAGCAAGCGACGCUUGGGGAGCUACGUGCGCUGACAGCAAGCGUGCACCGGCUACGCAGGGCGCUAGUGGAGAACGCAUCGCUUGCAGCACAUGUCGAGGCGUGUAAGUCGCGACCGGACACGCGCGGCAGCUAUGCGCGGGUGCCGUGCUCAACUGCGGAUAUGAAGCGCCUCGUCAUCGCCAUCCAGGACGUCAACCGGCAGUUGGAGGCCGCCGUUUCAUUUGUGUCACACCUGCCCGCGUGGUGGGAAUGGUGCGCCAGCAUUGUGGCGCUGCAGCAGGAGGAAGACCUUCAAGCAGGCGGUAUCCAAGCACUGGUCAUGACGCAAUCACCCGCGUCAGAACAGCCACGUGGCGGUGGCAGCGGUGGUGGUAGUGGUGGCAACGACAGUAGUAGUCGCGGAGGUGCGCUGGGGUUGCUGGGGCUGCGGCGUGCGCUGCGUGCUGUUCACUUGAACCUCCAACACGCCGACGGGGCAGCAGAAGGGCUGGGGUCGUGUAAGCGAGAGUUUGUCCAGGUGUAG